This is a messenger RNA of Cinara cedri, 601 nucleotides long. The record is from the annotation of a GenBank genome assembly. NCBI's taxonomy places the organism in Eukaryota, Metazoa, Arthropoda, Insecta, Hemiptera, Aphididae.
AAAUGGUUAAGAGUCACUUAAAGACGAAGAGCGGAGUGGCCGGCUGUCAAAACUUCCCAUGCACAGUUCGAACCACAUCGCUAUUACCAUCGACAGCGAUGGCGGAGAACCAUUUUAUUAGAUCCGACAGGGAGGCUAUCAGUCUAGAAAUAUGCAAAGAUCUUACCUUACUGGCGGGGCUUGCGGUAUGGAUUGCCAACCCGUUACCACAGGUCGGCAGCACUACAGCGCCGAUUGCUUCCGUCCCCACCGGAUGCGAUUACGCAAGCCGAACUGGUUGCAAAUCCCAAUCCUAUACAUCCUGGGGACUCAUCAUCGCGGUCAUAUGUGACGCGUAUUGUAUGCGACGUACCCGACAGCAAUAACAUCAACAAACGGCUAAGUGGCCCCACCCUCCCCAGGACCAAACAUUGCUCCCAGAUAACCCGGACGAGGCAAAGAGGUCUUUUUUGGACAGCAAUUGACAAUAUAGAGUUAUAACAUAACAUUAUAUAAUGUCAGCAUAAUAUCAGAACUUUAAAAAGCUAUAAUUUCGAAAAUAAGUUAGUCCGUUCAAUUCUGACUUCACCAUCGUUCUUAAAUCGCCAAAUAUACAUAUGUU